CACUGAAUAUGCAAGAUGGAAAAAUUGGGAAGAUGAAGGGAAGAAAGAAGGAACACUCCUCAUCUUCACGCUUUAUCUUGCUGCUCUUCUGUAUCGCUGGGCAUACAACUGCUGAGCUGGAUGGCAGCAAAGAAGAGCAUGUUGUGGGUGCUGGUUUGCCACCACUGAAGCUGGUGCACUCCUUCUGUGCCAUGAAAGCAGACGAGGGCCCGUGCAAAGCCAUCCACAUCCGCUAUUUCUUCAACAUCAAAAGCCGCAAGUGUGAAGUGUUUGAAUAUGGUGGAUGCCAUGGCAAUGAGAACAACUUCCCAACGCUGGAGGAAUGCCAGGAGAAGUGUGUGGCAAAAGAAUUUCCUCAGAAGAUGGCAUUAGCAAAAAUUAAGAAAGGAUUGUUUCUAGGCCAGCCUGACUUCUGCUUCCAUGCCCAAGAGCCGGGGGUCUGCCGAGGGUAUUUUACCAGGUACUUCUACAACAAAGAGACAAAACUCUGUGAGGCAUUCAAGUAUGGUGGGUGCCUAGGAAACCAGAACAACUUCAGGACUUUGGAGGAGUGCCAGACUACCUGCCAAGACAGCUCAAAUUUAUUGCCAGCUGUUACAGCUGAAGAGCAUCCCAGCUCUGUGAACAGCAGUUCCCCAGCAGAAGAUCAUCCCAGCUCUGUGAACAGCAGUUCCCCAGCAGAAGAACAUCCCAGCACUGUGAACAGCAGCUCCCCAACAGAAGCACCCAGCCAGUCUCCUGGGAUUUUUGUUAAUUUGUUGCCAGCUGCUCCAAAUGACAAGUCCAAUGCCCUGAACAGGAGUUCCCCAGAGGAGGAGCCCAACCAGUUCCCCAUUUUUUUUGUUGUGCAAGAGGAAGCAACAAACAGUUGGGAAGACCCUGAGCAUUCUCACCAAGUAUUUAUGUUGGUUUUUUGCUUUUGCACUUGCUUGCACUUUUGAGGACUGAGUGAUGACACAGAGACUCACUAAGGUUUUUGCAUUUUGUAUGUUCUGUAAGAUAACAAGUGUGUAGGUGGCAUUCCUGCGCCAUUGCUUAGAAUGGAGUGUCUAAUAAAGCAUGAGUGUGUGUUGUACCUUCUUUUCUGCCUGCACUGUAAUCUACAGGCACUGCUGGUUUGAUGCACGUUUCUGUACAGUUGUGUUGUUUGUUUACCACAUGCGAAGCAUCAAUGCACUCUGGUAUUUAAAUGAAUGAAUAUAAAACAGUAAAGCUUUUGGCAGCCUGUUUUACUGAAAACUAUGUGAAUUACAUCAGGUCUGGCAAUAAGUCUGGGGGUAUUAAGGGGCAUUCCCUGAAGGUUUUUAUUCAUAGCAUGAAUGCCUGAAUCCUCCAAACAGCUAACCCAUACCAGGAAAGGAGCAUGCCUCACUAUGUUUUCUCAGAGGAAAUGGAAGGGGUUUUGAUUGUGUCAGCAAUAGAGAAUUUUCCUGCACAGCAGACUUUGAGGGUAGGAGAAAGAGAACUGAAGAUUGAUGGAACGAAGAGUCAGUGUAGCAGAAGGGGUUGGGUGAGAAGCACAGCUGUGGAAGGACCAGGGAAUUUCAGUGGAAAGUCUGAAGGCCCAACAGGUUCUUCCUGAUUGUGUGACUUUGUCUUGCUCUUGUCUGCCUCAUGCAGCCUCCUGCUCCUGUUCUGUUUAUCAGCUUGUGCCCUUCAGGCUGCUGGAAUGGGCUACAUUCAGGUGCUUUUGUGCAAUCCAACUAGAGGGGAAGGCCAAAGCUGACAGCUGAUUUCUCCACAGAGACAUGGAGAAUAUUGUCUCCAUUGCUGUGUUUCUAGAGGUGCAGCUAUCAAGUGAAGUUCCAAGGCAGAGACAAGUCACAUAAAUGUGUGGGGUAACUGUCUUUCACUUUCUGUAAGGACUAAGCUAUUACAGUGACAGAUCAAUUUGCCUGUGCUUGAGGAGAGGGGCAUCAGCCACUGCUUCCCAAACAGUUCACCCUGAUCCUCACCUCAUAUGUAAAGUCAAAUUCUGUUUGCUAUGUAUCUUGGCCUGGCUAUGUAUCUUUUUCAAAGAUCUUUUAAAAAAUUAAAUAUAAUUUAGUUACUUUACAUUAAAACAUGAAAAAAAAAAUUACAAGGAGUUGUCUCUUAUAGAAUACCUCACUUCACAAUUGACAUGAUAUUUCGUCUUGAUUUUAAUAAAAAAAGGGGUUUUUUGGUAUGUGUAACUCUGUAACAAUAUCUGAUUUUCAGAUUUACAAUAUAGUUCUUGAUCUUCAGAAGAUUAAACUGUUCUAUGGCCAAAUAAAGCAAACCAUGGAUACAGACAUGAAGUUUCUAGCACUCUCAGCAAUGAACUUUCUGCAGAGAUUGAAGGUUGUUCUGGUCUCACUCUGCUGAAACAUCUAUAAUAACUUUUACUCUCUGCAAACUGAGAAAGAGUGAGGCUAAGAAUCAAAGCUUUCGUUUCAUGUGAUCUGUGGUAGAAAAUUGCAAGCACUAUACCUACAUUUGAUUUGUGAGAUUUGAGUGGGACACAGGAUCAAAAGUCAAUUUUCAGCUCAGCAAAUUUGGAAUAGCACAAGGAUGCAGGUCCUGUGAGUACAGAGUCAGGGUCAUCUUUUGCUGGUAUAAAUUGGCACAGUUCUAUUUGCUUUCAUGGAUCUGCACCAAUUUAUACCUGUGGAUUACUGUCAAGUGCAGAUGACUCGUUAUUUUUGUAAUAGCCUGUCCACUUGAAGAUUCUUUUAUUUUCGCUUUGCUGCAACCAGAAAUGAGGAGCUGAAGUCUGCACAUAUUGAAAAUCUGGCAAUAAACCUGAAGCUUCAUGAAUGUCACACACUCAUGUCUAGGCAGAAGUAGUGCUCACUGCACUUUCCCUUUCCUCCUGAGAUAAUUCCAGACUUUUCUAGUGUCAAUAAUUAGUAGUCUGCUGUCACACAAGCCCUGCAAAGCCUGAGGGAUAAGGAUUAUUGUUGCAAUGCAGAGCUUGGGGCUCUUUCUGAUAAAUGAGUCUGUAUCUGGAUGUGCAUUUUUCAGAGAUUCUGAGAUUAAUCUGUGAUUUUUUUGGAGAUUAUGAUCAUGUCAUGUGUUUAUACCUCAGGGCGAUGGGAUUCAACAAAGGGCUGUAUUAUAGGAAUUGAAUCUUAAACCAUACAAUGGUUUUUUGUGUGUUUUUGUGGCUUGUGGGACUUUUACUUCUUUCUUUUUUUCUUCAAAAAAUAAGCAGGAGAGAACUUUUCAACAACUCUCAGGAAAAUGGGGUUGUGAAAUGGAAUAAUUUGGGAGAGAAACUCAAGAAUAGGCAUAACAGCUCAAUUUUCUGUUCCAUCACAUCCAUAAAUACAGCACUAGGAACUGGAGCUGAACAGAGACAACUCACCUGCUGUAAUGAUCUGAUGACAUUGUUUACACACUGUCUCACAGGCUUUCACAUUGUCCUGCCAAUAGACACUCUGGAAAUGAUACAGGGAAUGUUUUCUGCUUACAUGAAGUCAAGUCUUUUAGUAAUCAAUACAUUCAAAUAAAUUUAUAAUUUUAUACUCUUCAUCAUAGAGGAAAUUAUGAUAAGUUAUUUAGUUUUUAUUUUAAAAUACUGUUUUGUUGGAAAAAAAUGGCUCUAGGUAGCAGAAUUAAGAGGUUUUCUUCACAGGCUGGUUUUAUCUAUAAGUGAAGAACAUGCAGGUAUUUUGAACAUAAAAAAGGAACAAUGUUUGGUAUUUAGGGCAUUUAUGUGACAGUAAUAUAGGCAAGGAAUAACAUAAUUUUUUGGGGAAGAAUACAAGAGGGAUUCUGAAUAGCACCUGGCUCUCUCUGGUGCACUGUACAUGCACAGGCAGUCCUUGCUUGCCUCAUCGCUGGCUCCAUGGUUCCCCCAAAUCUUGCAGUCAUAGUGGGAGCUCUUUCAUGAGGGGACUGUGGACUCCCUGGAGAAUUCUACGUGACAGAUAAGUAAUGUACAUUACAAAGUGUGUAUUUGGAUUCUCUGUUAUAAUUAACAAGCCUGUGCUGUUUGGCCCUUUGCUCACUGGCAAGCCUUUCUGCUCUAUACUUUGUGUGUUCAGAAAUUAGCAGGUUUAAAUAGGUGAGCUAUGCUGAACAUUUGCUUUGGAAACUAACAUCCUCUCCAGCUACAGAGAGAUGAAAUCAGCUCCAGGCUCAAGAGUUUUCAGAGCAGUACCAAAAGCAUUCCCUGGUUAAUUUAACUACCAUCUUCAUUAUAAAAAAAACCCACCAGGUUUAAUAUAGAUUUUAUCAAUUGUGGACUUCUAUUCUGAACCCAGAGUGAAACUUAGUCUUGCAAUUGUGAAAAGAAGUUAAGAGGUUCUUAUUUUAUAACUUGAAACUAAUUUAGUCUGUCUCGAAAAAGCAACUCAUUAUUCGGUUUUUAAAUUUCAGAUUUUUUUUUUAAUAGUGCGAUGUUGCUAACACACCACUCUAUUUCUUUCCCAGCUAUUUGUCAUACUUUUUCAGCACACCAUUUCAGCUAUUAUACAUUUAAGAUGAACCUUUUUUUAGCAGCUGUACCACAUGUAAUACACCUAAGAUGUAGCACAUGCUUUUUGGAUGUUUUUUCAGCCUCCUUCGUUGCCCAGGUUUUAAUGCAUAACUUCUUGCUUUCAGCAGCCUAUCUGCUUCCCACUUUUGUGACCACAGGAUGUCUUCAGCUUUGCUGUAACCCAAAUGAUUUCCUCAAAUGUUUACUGUGUUUUCCCACUGAACUCCUUCUGUGUGGCUUUCUGUCUUCAAGAGUUCACACUUGCAUUUAUGCAUUCAUUUAUUGCAUUUAUGUACCCAGUUCUGCUGCUUUCUGAGGAAAAAUGAUGCUCUUUUGGGUCCCACAUAACUGGUGAUAGAAUGGCUCCCAUUCAGCUUCUUGCAGCCUGUGCAGCAAUUUUAUCAGUUCCCAUUUGUCUAUUAGUCACUCUGGAAUGAUAGAUGAUGGAGUUCUUGCAGGUUUGGGAAUUCUGGCACGGAUUUCUUCCUGGGCUUGUUGCAGUGCCCAGGUCCUUUGGCUACCUCAGGUUCAUCCUCCAGUGUUUCAGUUCUCACUUGCAGCCACCCUGAAGGAGCAAACCACCAGCCUCUCCUUGGAAUGGUAAAAUCCUGCCAGCAGCACUAACACACCAGCAUCUCCAUUAAUUUGUGGACUUGUUCUUCACCUUCAAUCCUUUUAUUUUAUUCUGCAAGUUGCAGGCUCUUGUUUUAUAACUGCUCAAUGGUUGCUGACAGACACUGUUACUUAGGUCAAGUUUUCUGUAGUCAUUCAACAAACUCAGCACUGAGAUAUUGAAUCUUACACUGGAAAUGCUUUUACCUUCUCCUUGAUUCCAGAAUGUCUAGCAGUGAUUCACUCCAUUAAUUAUUAGAAAUAUUCACCAUAUUUUUCAAGCUGUCCACGUUUAAUUUAUUUCACAUCACUUUCUACAAAUGCUUCACUUGAAACGCCUCAAAAUGAAUUUGUGUGCUCUCUCCUAUGGCAGAAAUGGCAAUUUUAUCACUCACAACACAGGUAAAGGUACAGCUUUCAGGUAAACUUUUGCUGGCAAUCCAAAGACAGAAUUAUGUUUUAUUGCACUAUUAUUUGUUUGCAAUCAUAAAAUGAUGCUUAUGCCAAGUAGCUUGGAUUUUCAGGAGAGCAGAAUUAAAUUUGUCAGCAAAAAAUUUCAAAUAAUAUUGACAUAAAACUGCAAUGCUGCAGUGUUGUCUCACCUUAUCUUUUU
Molecule: messenger RNA, 5669 nt
Organism: Onychostruthus taczanowskii (white-rumped snowfinch)
Lineage: Eukaryota; Metazoa; Chordata; Aves; Passeriformes; Passeridae
Gene: TFPI
Product: tissue factor pathway inhibitor
Exons: 8
Coding region: 9-941 (310 amino acids)
Biological process (GO): negative regulation of peptidase activity
Cellular component (GO): extracellular region
Molecular function (GO): serine-type endopeptidase inhibitor activity
Source: RefSeq, a predicted model, not a curated record